Rasamsonia emersonii CBS 393.64 is the source of this 1158-nucleotide messenger RNA. Its product is annotated as Polygalacturonase. Bases 1 to 1158 code for a protein of 385 amino acids. The transcript is spliced from 4 exons. Lineage: Eukaryota; Fungi; Ascomycota; Eurotiomycetes; Eurotiales; Trichocomaceae. Gene Ontology annotation, biological process: pectin catabolic process. Gene Ontology annotation, molecular function: polygalacturonase activity. Gene Ontology annotation, cellular component: extracellular region. The record is from RefSeq and is a predicted model, not a curated record.
AUGCCUGGAAUUUAUACACUCGUUACACUCUCAACCCUACUGACCUCUAUCAAUGUCCUCGCUGCACCUGCAGUCCCGGCUACUGAUGCGCCAGCUCCAACUCCGCCUCCAAAGCUAGAAGAAAGGGCGACAACCUGUACCUUCUCUGGGUCCGAUGGUGCCUCGUCUGCAAGCAAAUCCAAGACAUCCUGUUCAACAAUUGUCCUGUCAGAUGUUGCUGUGCCGUCUGGCACGACUCUCGACCUGACAAACCUGAAUGAUGGUACUCAUGUAAUCUUCGAAGGUGAAACCACUUUCGGAUACGAAGAAUGGUCCGGUCCCCUGGUAUCAGUGUCCGGGACCGAUAUCACUGUCACUGCCGCUAGUGGAGCCACUCUGAACGGUGAUGGGAGUCGCUGGUGGGAUGGCGAGGGCUCCAACGGAGGCAAGACCAAGCCCAAGUUCUUCUAUGCGCACAAUUUGAAGUUGUCUUCGAUCAGUGGCCUUUAUAUCCAAAACUCACCGGUUCAGGUCUUCAGCAUUUCUGGCUCUGAGGAUCUGACGCUGUCUGAUAUUACCAUUGAUGACUCGGCUGGAGAUAAUGCAGGUGCCGCUAAUACUGACGGCUUCGAUGUUGGCGAGAGUUCGGGGAUUGUUAUUACUGGUGCUACUGUGUACAAUCAGGAUGACUGCCUCGCGGUCAACUCAGGAACGAACAUUACUUUCUCAGGCGGACUCUGCUCUGGUGGCCACGGUCUGUCCAUUGGAUCUGUCGGUGGACGAAGCGACAAUACGGUGUCCGAUGUUACCAUUGAAAGCUCCCAAGUAAAGAACUCCCAGAAUGGCGUGCGUAUCAAGACAGUUUACGAUGCCACUGGCUCCGUAUCUGGUGUCACAUAUAAAGAUAUUACGCUGUCUGGAAUCACCGAUUACGGCAUCGUCGUCAGACAGGAUUAUGAGAACGGCAGUCCUACGGGGACUCCUACGAACGGUGUCCCCAUUUCCGAUUUUACUCUGGAUAAUGUCCAGGGAACGGUAGACAGUGAUGCCACUGACAUUUUCAUCCUCUGCGGUGCCGGAAGCUGCUCGGACUGGACCUGGACUGAUGUCAAUGUCACGGGAGGAAAAGUCAGUGAUGACUGCGAAAAUGUUCCCAGUGGUAUCAGUUGCAGCGCAUGA